AUGAUUUCGUGCUUGCGGGAUGCCGCCUCCCGAGUUGCCAGCAGCCCGGUGCAAGCUCUGUUGGUGACCCGGCGAAGCCUCCACCGGGCUCCCGGACUGCCGUGGACAAUCUAUCAUCCCCACAUCCAGGAGCCGGAGCACACAAAAAAAAUCGUGGGCGAGACCAAAGGACUCGCCAGGUACAUUCCAAAGAACUACCGUCACCAGCAAUUCAUUGAAUCUGUGAGGUCUGGCGAGUACUUUGGGCCAGACUGGCCCUACAAUAUGCUGAGCUCGGUCUUUUGGAAGGCGAGAAGGUACAAUGCCACGUACAAUCCGAUUCCUGCGGACAUGUCCGUCCUUCCAGGCAUUCAUUUCUACGCAAGACUAAACGUCUGGUGUGUGGAGUGGUGGGAGCAGGAUAAGCAGCGGUUUCGCUGGUUCAGAGCCAACUACGGCUUCAUGCGAGCUAAACAGCAUGCCGAGGAUUUCCGAAGGAGUUUAAUCGAAGCAGGUCGUGUCGAUAACCGUCGCACAGAUCGAGAGAUUCGCAUCCAGCUACUAGCUCGCACCGAGGCCAAGAAACUCCUGAAGAAGAAGUUCUCUAACAAAGAUGCCCGCCGCCUGGGCAAUUCAGGCAGCAGGCAAGGUUCUGAGCGCAGGGCACGUCGUGACUACCAGAAGAGAGGCCUGCUGCCCUGA
Molecule: messenger RNA, 681 nt
Organism: Symbiodinium sp. CCMP2592
Lineage: Eukaryota; Dinophyceae; Suessiales; Symbiodiniaceae
Source: the annotation of a GenBank genome assembly